Messenger RNA from Psilocybe cubensis, 1656 nucleotides. RefSeq lists its product as uncharacterized. Gene Ontology annotation, molecular function: phosphatidylinositol binding; ubiquitin binding. The transcript has 5 exons. Gene Ontology annotation, biological process: Golgi to endosome transport; protein transport to vacuole involved in ubiquitin-dependent protein catabolic process via the multivesicular body sorting pathway; Golgi to vacuole transport. NCBI's taxonomy places the organism in Eukaryota, Fungi, Basidiomycota, Agaricomycetes, Agaricales, Agrocybaceae. Gene Ontology annotation, cellular component: trans-Golgi network. The record is from RefSeq and is a predicted model, not a curated record. The coding region runs from base 1 to 1656 and encodes 551 amino acids.
AUGUUGCACAGCCCGACGGGACCCUCGAGUUGGUUAAGAGUGUCGCCUCUCGAGGUACUCAUCACUCGUGCCUGCGAGCCGUCGUUGCAUGAGCCCAACUAUGCUCUGCAUCUGGAGGUUGCAGAGUAUAUCAAUCAGAAAAAGGCUAACAACCCCCGAGAAGCAGCAAUGAUGUUAGCGCGUCUUGCAAAUCACCGAAACCCUCAUGUUGCUAUACUGGCGCUUUCGCUUCUCGACACUCUCGUUCAAUCAUGUGGAUACCCUUUCCACCUCCAGGUAUCCACCAAAGAGUUCUUGAACGAACUCGUUCGCCGCUUCCCCGAACGCCCGCCACCCUUUCCUGGUCCGGUCAUGUCAAGGAUCUUGGAGUUGAUAAAUGGAUGGAAAGAGGGUAUAUGUGUCGAGAGUCGCUGGAAGGAAGAUUUGGGCAACAUCAGAGAUAUGCAUAGGCUCCUGACAUUCAAGGGCUACAGGUUUAGAGAUGCACCACGGGCCUCAAAUGCCGCUGCCAAUGCAACUGCUAAUCUUAAAUCUGCUGAAGAGCUUGAAGAGGAAGAUCGCGCUGCGCAGUCCGCUAAGCUGCAAGAGCUCAUAAGACGUGGCACCCCUCGCGAUCUAGCUGCUGCUCAAGAAUUGAUGAAAUCGCUAGCUGGUGCCAACCCCGAUGCAAAGCCUGACUAUCGCUCGCAAGCUCUAACAGAGCUUAACAAGCUCGAGCAAAAAGUUAUUUUACUGAAUGAAAUGCUUGAUAACGUGGAUGCUGAGCGAGGCGAACGAUUUGUUACAGGGGAUGCUUAUGAUCAAGUAUCAUCGAUACUUAUAACAGCCAGGCCGAAGCUGCAAAAAUGGAUUUCAGAUGCUGAAACUGAAGAUCCUGAAUCACUUGAUACCUUCCUUCAAAUAAAUGACCAAAUCAACACCGUCCUAUCUCGAUACGAGGCUUUCAAGAAAGGCGACUAUACCUUUGCAUCUAACCCUAUACCCCAGGAACUAAGUAACGGAGGCUCCAGUUCCAAUGCUGGGGUAUCGUUGAUUGAUUUUGAUGACGCUGCACCGUCAACAAGCAGUCAACCUGUUUCUAACGACCUUUCUGGCCUCUUCUCGUCGCCGCCUAUCCAACCUUUACAGCAGCAACCUCUAUCAGUGGGUGGGUCAUUUGGGUUGCAACAGCAACAACAGCAACAACCAUUCCAAACCCACUCGCCCACUCCUCUGUUCCACAACGGGGCAGGCUUUGUUCGCCCAGCAUCCAUGUCACCACCAAAUGCGCAGUCAGCAACCCCUCCUGCAUCAAUUGUUUUGCCAGGAACACCGCAGCCUGCCCCUUCGCAGCUACACAUGCCAUCUCAGUCUCCUAAUUACUUCAGCAAUCCAGUAAAUACCGGGAAAGCACCAAUCUAUUCCGGUAUGGGCAUGACCCCAGGAACGACAGUGGGGGGAGUGGGGUUCGGUGGCAUGGGAGGGCAGCCUCAGCAACCCUUUGGGUCGUUUGGUCUUAAUCCUCAGCCACAACCACAUGUGCAAUUCCACGCUCAACAGCCAAUUCAGCCAACACAAACGUCCAACACUGCAUCUACGUCGUCAUCCGGAACUGCGGCCCCUGCAGCUGGUCAACAAGCAAAGGAUCCAUUCGCCGAUCUAGCUGGACUCUUUUGA